GUUCUUACGCAAUACACUUAGUUACUCAUCACACAGUCUUCAGAGAAAGCAACAGAGUCAAGGAGGAGAGUAAAAGAACAUUUUUAAGAAUGGUUUAAUGGUGGCAAAUUAAAUAAAAGAGAUAAUUUUAAGGUUUGGCAGCUUCCUGGUUGUUGAAGCCAAACUUACAUUCUUAGAAGGAAUUUGUCUUUGGGAUCCACUAUGAACACCACCACCACUAUCCUCUUCCAGCAGCCCUCCUCCCCUGGCUCCACAUCCCUGCCUAUAAGCAUCUCAGCUCGCAUUGGCAUCGCCAUCCUGACCCUGGCUUUUGUGCUGGGCUUCCCUGGGAACAUAUUUGUUAUUUGGUCGGUGCUCUGCCGGGUGAAAAAGCGCUCAGUGACGUGUUUGUUGGUGCUGAAUCUGGCUGCAGCUGAUGCCUUCGUGCUGCUCAGUGCCCCUCUGUUCCUUCGGUACCUGGCAGGAGGACGGGGCUGGGAGUUUGGCUCGGCAGCGUGCAAACUGGUGCAUUACCUGUCUAGUGUGAAUAUGUAUGUGUCCAUUUACCUCAUCUGUCUGAUGAGCAUGGACCGCUGGUUGGCUGUCACAAGACCUUUUGUGUCUCAGAGAAUGAGAACCAAGCGCUCCAUGCUGUUUCUUCUGCUUGGUGUCUGGAUGUUGGCUUUUAUCCUGUCACUGCCAAUGCCUUUCUACCGUAGUGAUAUAAAGAUCAUGAAAAACAACUUCAGUGUGCAGCUUUGCAUGCCAUACCACUGGGGGAGUGUAGGUCACCGAAUCUUCCAGUACCUGUUUGAGACCACCAUUGGCUGCUUGGUUCCCUUCUCACUCAUCAGCACCUGUUACUCCUCCGUUAUAUGCAGACUGCAAAGUGCCAAGUUCCAGCGUAGAGGACAAAGCAGUCGUCUAAUCCUGCUCAUCAUCGUUGCCUUUGCCAUAUUCUGGCUGCCCUAUCACAUUGUCAACAUCAUUGAGGUGGCGUGUUUAUUAAAGAACAGUGAGUCAGUAACCAACUGUGUUCCCAGAGCCCGCCCCAACGUUACAGCCUUUGCCUACUUUAGCAGUGCGGUCAAUCCCCUCCUCUAUGUGUUCGCUGGGAGCUCCCACAUCCGCCAGGCUGGACUCAGCUUCAUGGGCAGGUUAUUCGAGGCCACCAACUCUGAGAGCAGGAGCUCCACCUUCACCCGCAGCGGCCGCAGCGGCUCUUCACCGGACGAGAGCUCUGUCCUGCACACGCUGUCAAUUAAAAUCGGAAGGCCUUUCAAAGGACAGGGCAAGGAAAGAAGCAGUAGUGUACCGGGCAAAGAAGCCAACGAGCCAGAGCUCAAAACACUUGCCACUGUUGAACAGUUAGAGUAGUAUGCAUUAUGUAUUUGUACGUAUUAUAAAGAGAAAAGUAGCUUUUUAUUUAAUUUAACAUUUACUUCUACUGAGUCUCAUUGUUUUAGGUUAAAAUUGAUCAAUGUUGCAUUAUCCUGGCCUAAAACACCUUAAAUUUUAUCUGCAUCUACUGAAAUUCAAUGAGAAAUAGUAAUACUGUAAAGGCCUUUUUUGUGCUUUAAAACGGGACCUUAUGUGAAACUCAAACAGUGAUAACAAAAUAUUGUAACUUUAUAUAGAAUUGAUUUCAUUAGAAUUGUGAACAUAAAGGUAAAAUUACUUGUAUUAUUUAAACCUGUUUUAAUAGUAGCUAUCAUCCCAAACCUUUCAUGUAUUUAUUGAUAAAUGUUCUCAUUUGAAGUUUUUACAUUUUCUUUUGCAUAUUCAUCUUAUAUUUGAGUUGCUCUAAUGUUGUUUAUAUAAACCUGGAAAAAGAUGAAAAAUCGCAUGCAUUAUUGGUUUUUAUCACAUUUUAAUAACAACAAUAAACCUUUCUCAAGAUC
Molecule: messenger RNA, 1880 nt
Organism: Girardinichthys multiradiatus
Lineage: Eukaryota; Metazoa; Chordata; Actinopteri; Cyprinodontiformes; Goodeidae
Gene: ltb4r
Product: leukotriene B4 receptor
Exons: 4
Coding region: 202-1356 (384 amino acids)
Biological process (GO): complement receptor mediated signaling pathway; phospholipase C-activating G protein-coupled receptor signaling pathway; positive regulation of cytosolic calcium ion concentration
Cellular component (GO): plasma membrane
Molecular function (GO): complement receptor activity; leukotriene receptor activity
Source: RefSeq, a predicted model, not a curated record